Gossypium raimondii (Peruvian cotton) is the source of this 519-nucleotide messenger RNA. RefSeq lists its product as uncharacterized. The record is from RefSeq and is a predicted model, not a curated record. Lineage: Eukaryota; Viridiplantae; Streptophyta; Magnoliopsida; Malvales; Malvaceae. Bases 1 to 519 code for a protein of 172 amino acids. Gene Ontology annotation, molecular function: nucleic acid binding; RNA-DNA hybrid ribonuclease activity. The transcript has a single exon.
AUGGCUAGAUGGCAAGUUCUGCUCUUUGAAUUUGACAUAGUAUAUGUAAGUCAGAAGGCUAUAAAAGGAAGUGCAAUAGCUGAUUUUCUAGCUAGCAGAGCCUUGGAAGACUAUGAGCCUUUGAACUUUGAUUUUCCAAAUGAGGACUUAUUGUAUGUGGCAAACACUGAAGAAAACCCUCGAAUAGACCACAUCUGGAAGUUAAAUUUUGAUGGAGUUUCAAAUGUUAUAGGUAAUGGAAUUGGGGCAGUCUUGGUAUCCCCAAGUGGAGAUCAUUACCCUGUCGCUAGCAAGUUGGACUUCGAUUGCACAAAUAACAUGGCAGAAUAUGAAGCAUGUAUUAUGGGUAUUCAUGCGACCAUUGAACGUAAAAUCAAAGUGCUAAAAGUGUAUAGAGAUUCCGCAUUGGUGAUAUACCAACUCAAAGGAAAAUGGGAAACCAGAGACCCUAAGUUGAUCAGUUAUAAAGAACUGGUUCUUGAAUUGAUUGACGAGUUUGAUGACAUCACUUUCUGUUAA